UGCAUAAUGUCUCAUGGUAUGAUAAACAGUCAUUAAAAUGUGUUGUUUUUUCAGGGCCAAGGUCGAUUAUAUCCACAGGAGUUUGACUAUAACAAGUAGUGGUCGCAGGCAACUUUUAAAGAUGGACCGGGAUCCUGACCAUAAAGCCUGGAUGUCUCUGCGCCUGUCCCGAGUACUGGACGAUAUUGGAGUAAACCGCCGUGUGGUGAAAAAAAGGCGAGAAACCUUCCUGCUGAGAGAAGCGGUAGAGACUCUCAAGAACAAAAUACAGGGUUUAAACGAAACGUGUUUCCAUUUAGGCAGCCAGUCAGAGGGAUCUACAACAGGGAUGAAUUCAGAUAUUGAUAUGCUUACAUGCUAUGAUAACACCAACAUCAAGUCUGACUGGCAAGACUGGGAGGCCGGGAUGGAGAACUUUCUAAUGGUAAAGGAGGAGAUAACUCCGCCACAACACUACUGGUUACAGUGGAUUAGGCCAGACUCUCCAGAACCUGUCAGAUAUAACGGAGUGGAACAGUGUGUGCCGUAUGUAGAUGGUCGGAUAUUUAGAAGUAAUAAAACGUGGCAAAAUUAUUGGAAACCAAGAUUAGGAAAUGAUUUAGUUUGUAGCGGUCCUGCAAUAAGUUUCUCUGUAAAGUGGGACUUUGUCUCAGCUUUUAAAUGUAAAGUUCUCCCACAUGAAGUUGACCUGUGGUUUCACCGUCCAAGACGUGGACAUUGGCCAACACCGGUAAUGAUGCAGGCUGCAAAGGAGUGCUUUUGUUUCCUUGUUCCUGAUGGACACUUUGAGAGUUUAAACGAAAAUAUAGAAUGGCGAAUAUCACCAAGCCAAAUAGAAAGGAUUCUUGUUUUUAGCUUUACUACAGUGCAGUUAAAAUGCUACGACGUAACGUUCACUGAUGUCCGCUAA
Molecule: messenger RNA, 910 nt
Organism: Mya arenaria
Lineage: Eukaryota; Metazoa; Mollusca; Bivalvia; Myida; Myidae
Exons: 3
Coding region: 38-910 (290 amino acids)
Source: RefSeq, a predicted model, not a curated record